Aspergillus saccharolyticus JOP 1030-1 is the source of this 363-nucleotide messenger RNA. RefSeq names its product serine palmitoyltransferase small subunit family protein. The coding region runs from base 1 to 363 and encodes 120 amino acids. The record is from RefSeq and is a predicted model, not a curated record. The transcript has 2 exons. NCBI's taxonomy places the organism in Eukaryota, Fungi, Ascomycota, Eurotiomycetes, Eurotiales, Aspergillaceae.
AUGACAUUCCUACUUUGGCUUGUCACGAGUCUGGUGCGCUGGGUUCGACUCAAGAUAUAUCAGUAUGAAGUGACUUUCGCCGUGUACAUGCUCACCCCUACAGAAAAGUUCAUCUUUAACUCGCUCCUUUUAACCCUUCUCACGAUGAUUGUCACCGGAAUCUACGUCUAUUUGCCCGAUCAUAUUCGGGCCAUCUACAGCCACUUAUACUACUACUGGGUCGGUGAACGUCCGUUCAUCUCUGGAAACCUCCCUACCAUUAGUUCCGUAUUCCGAGAAGUUGGUACUCAGACUAUGGACGUUCUCUACGAGACAGCCAAAAAUCAAGCUGCUACCGUUACUGAUUCCAUCGCCGAACUCUAA